Messenger RNA from Didymodactylos carnosus, 1805 nucleotides. NCBI's taxonomy places the organism in Eukaryota, Metazoa, Rotifera, Eurotatoria, Philodinida, Philodinidae. The record is from the annotation of a GenBank genome assembly.
ACACGAACUUACAAAAUAUUAUGCUGCAGAUAGAGUAGAGUCGUGGCUACAUUUUAGUAAAAAGAAAAAGUUUUCAUCUCUCUUAGGUCAGGAGCUAUUGAUAUUGUACGAAAAAGAGAUAAAUCGCCUAUAUCUCACGAACUAUCUAGUAAAAGUGGUCCAAACUUGGUGCGUGAUCAGCAUUCGAUAAGAGCUAUGCCCACACAAAAUUAGAAGUCUCUAGCUAUCAUGGUUCUUAAGUUACAGGAGGGGGGUCGGUACUUUUGACAAGUACUGUAUAUAUAUACUGAAGUGUCCUCUACAAAACUGGAUCUACGUAACAUCUUGAAACCUAUGGUUCGGGAGCUAUGGAUGUAUUUCUUAUAACCUUAGCAGUCCUCUGCUAUUAGGCUUGGGACUGCGGGAAAUGAAUGAAAACAUAGGUUAUCGGCUAUGCUGAAUCUUGUGGCAAUGUUAGAUUUCAGAAAAAAAUGCAGGAAUUGAGUAAAACCCUAUACUAGGUGAAAUAACCCAUUUUUGAUUAUUUACACCAAAAAUUAAAAAAUUCGUAACUAAGUUAAUAUCAUCAAACUAACUUCAAAAAUUUUCUUUUUAAGCAGUAUUAUUUUUCAUUGACUACUUGGAAAAAUCAUGCUAGUGUCAAUCAGAAUAUCAGAAAAUACUCUGUUUAAUCCGCUCAUUCUGAUUCUGUACGUAAAAUCAAUUCUUCCAUUAUCAUAUCAUAUUCUUUCAGUUUCGGAGGUUUCUGGGAAACCUUUCUAGAAACCAAAGUAUUUUCUGUUGGUUUUCUCAACAUUUAGCGAGCGUUACUGUAUGCUCUAGAUAAAACAGAGUAUUUUCUGACAUUCUGAAGUAGGUAGGAUGGAUUUUGGCUGAGUUAUGAAUUUUUUAAUUUUUGGUCUAAAUAAUCAAAAAUGGGUUAUUUCACUUAGUAUAGGAUUUUACUCAAUUCUUGCAUUUUUUUUCUGAAAUCUAACAUUGCCACAAGAUUCAGCAUAGCCGAUAACCUAUGUUUUCAUUCAUUUCCCGCAGUCCCAAGCCUAAUGGCAGAGGAGUGCUAAGGUUAUAAGAAAUACGUCCAUAGCUCCCGAACCAUAGGUUUCAAGAUGUCACGUAGAUCCAGUUUUGUAGAGGACACUUCAGUAUAUAUAUAUGCCCCAUAGAUCAAUAGAUUUCUAUUUGAAUUUCGGAAAAACUAAGCUAGUUUCUCAAUAAUUCGCUGGAAAACCAGCUUCGAAAAUUUUCCGAAAAUCGGCUUUGCUUGUGGAAAUAUAGUCUCAAGUUUUGUCUAUCGAAUGAUGAAAACCACAAGUCUCUAUCAUUAUUUGAUGCAAAGUUAUUAAAAGAUAACCACUGCUCUUGCACUGCUCUUGUGUUUUGGCUCAAUAAAGAAGAUCAAAAUCAGUCCACAGCGAACAACAGAUAUUAACACAUUUCUGUUCAGAACUUAAUACUAUGACCAAUAGUAUUAGCUUCUACUGCUCAAACUAUUUUUAUUCUAUUGCAUCAAAGAUGAUUUUAACAAAUUUCCACAGACACUAAUUGAAUUUCAAGAAGAACGUACCGCUGAAUGUGGUCAAAAUAUUACCGAUUCUUAUACAGGUGGUCCAGUUCAUUAUACGGGAGUUUAUGGAUGGAACGAAAUGAUCGUAGAAGAUGUUGACACAAAAGCAAAAAGAAAAGUUCUAAAAGUAAUAUGUAAAAUGCCACGAAUUACAAAAGUGAAUCAUUUUGUUAAUGCAUCACCAUUUCUCUUUAUCAAUCUUCCGUAUAAUACAAAGACAUUAUAUGGUUUACCACAAUAG